This is a messenger RNA of Notodromas monacha, 1445 nucleotides long. The record is from the annotation of a GenBank genome assembly. Lineage: Eukaryota; Metazoa; Arthropoda; Ostracoda; Podocopida; Cyprididae.
AUGGUCCGUCGGCGAGGAGAAAGACACGGAAUGACAGCGUCAGCUCCGGGAAUGAGACACCGACGCCUCCAACAGGUCCCGUCGAAGCACCUGCUUUGUGGAGGAAGCAGAGAGGAAGGAAAAAAACACUGCAGGGUGAAGAAUGUCGCGCUCGACGGCGACCCCUGGCACGGAGAAAACCCGCGGCGGCCGAAGGGCGGCUCAGUCCUUUCUCAAGAGCUACCGAGUGACCUGUGCCGCGCCCGGACCUUCGUCGAACCAGUGGAGUGCACUCAUUGUUCGCUGCUGCUGUUUGUUUCUAAAACCUGCAACUUGAAAGCGUUCGUGGUCCCACUUGCUGUCGUUCAGUACACAAAUGCAGCUGCGCAGUAUCCCGAAGCCGCGAUGUGGGAAAAUCAUCCGUCGGGUUUGCGGUCAAACAUUUCGCUCGCUAGUCUGCCAAAAUGCCGCGGCGGGUUUCAGUACCCGUCCGAGCUUAGGGAAGGAACGACGCCGGAAGCAGCCACAGUUGUUCCGGGUGCGGCAGACCUGGAGCUACAACUGGAUUCGGGAUCGAGAAGACGAAGCAAAUACAACGUCCACUGGAAACGCCCGAAAAGUCACCUGUAUGAAUAUAACUUCGACUAUGGUUCAAAUUAUUACAAGUCCAUGAUCAACUACAUCGACGAACGCAACAAGUACGGAUCAAAUCCCGAGGUGCCGAAACCACAGUCCUGGGAGGAGCGCGCUUUGAAGUCAUACCUGGAACGCGCCAAACGCGAGAAAGAGCUCAAGGGCAACACAUAUGAUGCACAACUUAUGACGAGCAUUCGCAGAAGCAGUUCCAUGUACUUCCAGCAUACGAAGAAUUACGCCCGAAGGCUAACCACACGCAUCAAUGUGGACGCCUUGCUCUGAAAACUGCGCCCGUUAUUGUCAGCCGCGAAUGCACCCGAGGGUGACGACCGUAUAUAUGCAUUCGACGCGAUUCCCUCCUCUUGACCGUGCCAAUACAAAACAAGCAAAAGGAUCGUUUUGUCCAAGACUCCCACUCGAGAUUUUGAAACGAAUCAAUAAAACAAAUUGAAAAAAUCGAACCACUUCAGUUAUCCCCUCUGAACCAACGACAGCGUUUGAUGAGAUUAUGUAUCUCUUUGCUCUCAUUCAUCAUCAAUGACUCGCCUAUAUGGAAAGAUGGGCAUUCGACAUGAAGUACGCUUGAGGGUGUCGAAGUGGUGCUUUGUUUUGCGUCCUGGUGUCCGCUGCGUGCUGUCGAUUACCUUUGUCUGAUUUCUUCCCGAAAUAUUUUCGACUAAAUCAUGUCUUACCACAAUUAAAUUUGAGGCAAGAAAGAAAAGUAGCUGCGUUCAGCCGAUAUUGUCUCAAAGAAAAUUGUCUCAUCGUCCAGAGCAGAUUCUGAGUGUUAUAGUCACCGAUCUUGAUGCAAUAAAUGCUGUCGAAAACGC